UUGACUGUCAGAGGGAGAAGGGCGUGAGCAAGCAGCUGGUGGGCGUGCUCCCGAUGCCCCGCCCUCUGCUCGUUGCGACGUUGCUGAGGCUAAGAUGGCGGAACCCCUGUCAACUCAGGAGCACCUGGCUGUGGAGGAGUUCCUGAGUGAGGUGCGUCGCAGGGAGCAGCUUCAAUGCGCUGGGCUCGUCUCCCAUCCCACAGCUGUUAAGUUUCUUAUGGCCCGCAAGUUUGAUGUCUCCCGAGCCGUCGACCUCCUCCAAGCAUACAAGAACACAAGAAUCAAAGAGGGGAUCAUCAAUAUAAACCCUGACGAGGAGCCACUCCAUUCUGAGCUGCUCAGUGGCAAGUUCACCGUCCUGCCUGGACGUGACGCAAACGGUGCUGCACUUGCACUCUUCACUGCUCGCCUUCAUCGGCCAGAUGUGACCACUCACAAAGCUGUGCUGCAGGCCAUCAUUUAUCAGCUUGAUAAAGCCAUAGACAGUGUUCAAACUCAGAGAGAUGGACUUAUAUUUAUAUAUGACAUGACCAACUCCAGUUAUGGGAAUUUUGACUAUGAUCUCUGUGUCAAGAUUCUCAAUUUGCUCAAGGGGGCGUUUCCUGCUCGCUUAAAAUGUGUCUUCAUUGUGUCCUCGCCUCUUUGGUUUCGAGCACCUUUUGCAGUCCUUCGCCUCUUCGUGCGUGAGAAGCUGAGAGAACGGGUGUGUACAGUGAAGGCUCACGAGCUCGCCAGUCACAUCCCAGUCUCCUCCCUCCCUGAGAACCUAGGCGGGACAUCCCAGUACAGCCAUGUGGCCUGGAUCCAAUCCUGCAUAAACGCAAACACUGUGGAGGGAGACACACAAGUACAUGACACACACGACUGCGUGGGAAGCCUGCUGCGCUCUUACAGCCUUGAGUGCAAGGAACCGAGCAUUGGCGCAACGCUGACCCAUAGUCAUUUAAGUACCCAUCUGGGCUCUGAGCUAGCCGCGGCUAACUCUAACUUCUACGACGACAGCAAUGCGAACCCUCACAACCACUGUGGUGUGGAUGAGGGCAGGACUCUGGGUCAUCCGAAGCUGAGCGCGCAUUCUGCUGCAAACAGGCUACAGGGGAACCACCAACACUGGAACGGAUCAGCUGGGAGUGGAAACAACAUGGCCGUCAGUGGCUUGAAUCCCAAUUCAAACAUGAAUGGUCGUGGACGGCAAGCUCCUCCCCAGUCGGACACACCCCCUGACACGCCGCUCUCUCACAAAGGUGAUACUGACGCAGUGGAUGGCAGAACAAUAGACUCGGAUCACGGACUUCUGAAUGAGCGUAUUCAAGAAGUGGAUGAGGAGGGUGAGGAAGAGGAGGGUGUGCCUCCGUUGCCCCAGAAAUCUUUGCCUCGACCGCCCCACCAACCCGCCUCCCAGACAUCACCCAUGUCCUCGUCAUGGGGUCCUGAUGACGAGGACUGCGGCACGGAAGAGUCAGUUCACAUGCCGGAGCAGGGAGGCAUGGCGAUGCAGGAGCUGGUGGAUCAUGUGAAAAGGAAGAAGAAGAAAGGGAUCUAUCAGGAAUAUGAGGAGAUUCGCAAGGAGCCACCAGCAGGCACCUUUGACUAUUCCAAGAAACUCUCCAAUCAGCUCAAGAACCGUUACAGCGAUGUUCUGUGUCUGGACCAGUCCAGAGUGCGACUCAGCCAGCUCUGUGAUGAUGAGGACGAGACUUCAGAUUACAUUAAUGCAAGCUUCAUGGAUGGCUACAAGAGAAGAAAGGCAUACAUUGCUACUCAGGGUCCUUUGCCCAAAACAUUUGGGGACUUUUGGCGCAUGGUGUGGGAGCAGAUGGUACUUAUCAUUGUUAUGACAACGAGAGUGGUGGAGCGAGGACGUGUCAAGUGUGGUCAGUAUUGGCCACUGGAGGAAGGCAGAACAGAGCAACACGGGUGUUUCCUGAUCAGGAACACCCACAUCCAGGUCUUCCAUGACUUCAAACUCUCACAUCUGGAGCUCUAUAAUACUCAAUCUGGGGAGAGACGGGAUGUUUGCCACUACCUCUACGUCAGCUGGCCGGACUUCGGAGUGCCCAAGAGUGCGUCGGCCAUGUUGGACUUUCGUGAGCAUGUACUUCAGAGGCGGUUAGACACAGUCCAGAGCCUGGGCUCCAGUUGGAAGGGGCCUCCAGGGGGCCCUCCUGUGGUGGUACACUGCAGUGCGGGCAUCGGCCGGACAGGCACCUUCUGCACACUGGACAUCUGCCUGUCCCGGCUGGAGGACAUUGGCACAGUAGACGUCCACGAGACUGUGCGGCGCAUGCGCACGCAGAGGGCUUUCAGCAUCCAGACGUGGGACCAGUACUACUUCUGCUACACCGCGGUCAUCGAAUAUGCCAUGCGCCGCGGCAAGCUGAGCCCGGUGCAGUGGUCCGACUCGGACAUAGAGACCGACAGCGAGUGAGAGACACACGGGCUGGAAGUCGACCUAAACCCAAGUCAGCAUGGAACGUUUGGCAGUAGAAAAUUGAGGGCGACGCCUGCAACUUCUAUGACAAAAGAGCAAAGUGGAUGUCUUGGUCUGGCUCUUGAUGUGAUGGGGGUGCCCCUCGUGUGAAUGGACACGCAGGGCCACCUGAAGAGCUCUCUAAGAAAACGUGCGGAGAGCCCUGCCAAUGUCAGGACAAAUGGCGGGGGGAGCUCUGCUUACCCUGCACUUGUCCCAUUGACAAGAACCUUGUAGCAUUUUUCUAUUGACUUGCACAUGAGGAAUGGCAAACUUGAACCCACCGACACCUUUAUAUUCUUUUCAUCCUCAAACUGCCAUUUCCUUUUUCAGGGGGGGUUGUGGGUGCUUUUGAGUGAGACGCGUUGUGAGAGAUUAUUUUGUGAGCCAUUUGAGGAUUUUAUUUGAUGUUCUUUUUGUCCCAUGACGUUUUUGGUUCUUCCUAUGGUGCAUUUUCUACACGUGUUUCAUAUUGUGUGCAUGUGUAGACUAACUUUCCAAAGCCAAAGUCAUCACCCCGAAUGUUUGGAUGUACUCCUUACUAAGAUAUUAUAGACUGAAACCGUGUAUAUUCUUGUAACAUACAGCUACAUUUAUACAUCGUUGUGCAUAAUAACCUCUUGAAGAAGUGUAAAAAUGCCUUGUUUUAAUACAUGUAUAAUGGUUUUAAAGCUGGACAGGUAAAUCGAUCUUGUAAGCCAGGCUAUAUAAAUAGCAACAAAAUUAUUUUAAAAGUGAUGUCUUGACAUUUUUACUCUUCUUUGAUUGGACUAUUUUAAAGUAAUUUGACCUUAAAAGUCCACCGUUUACCUGUUUAAUCUUCCGUAUUUCGUUACCCUUUCCAGUAUUCCUCCUUACUCUUGAGACAUAUUCUGUCUCCGAUAAUUGUGCCUUCAGGUUGUUCUUUUUGUUUCAUGUCACAGUACAAGAUCAAUAGUAAUAAUGACAGCCACGCUCGUGCACUUGCAUAGGACACGACACACUUUUUUGCCUUCAGUGCUUAGGAGUACCGUAAUAGGAAAGUCCUGAGUGGACAAAGUUCUGGUUCUUCUUAUCAUUUGACCUCAGGGGCAAUUUUGGGGGUUUCUUUUAAUAUCCGUUAUUGCAUUUUUCAUCUAAAUUAUCAUACAAGCUAAAUCUUUAUUUUGUAUUUUCACUGUAUUUUAUCCUACUAUAUUUAUGUCUUUGUAAAGAAGAAAAAAAGUACAGGUUCAAAGUCAAUGAAUGGUUCCUUUGCCACCACAGCAGAAUCAUUCAAUAAGCUGAACAAAUCAGACGUUGAACUACAUACAGUACAUAUAUAUGAUUUUUUUUUUUCGUGGCGUGUGUUGGAGAAUACCCUCCCAUGGUAUUUUCGUAACUGACUCAGAGAAUCGCUGAUUGUUCAAAUGCUUUCUGGUGUAUUUUUUUAGGAGGAGGGUUGCUUGACAAUAUAUUAUAGUCUAGCCAAGAAAAGAACGGUAACGGAACAAAAAGUUUCUUCUGUGUGUCUGAAAAUUGAUUGAUUUGUUAGCAUGAACGCAAGAGUCUUGAAUGUUUUAACGGGCUGCUAUUUCAUUCAUCUUUGUGUAUUUGGACCCCUCAAUGCCAAAGGCCAUUUUUAUGUAUUUCAGCAUGGAUCUCCCAAUGCAGCCACACAUCCACCGAUACACGCGAAGAGUCUCACGAGCACGUGUCAUGAAACGUCUUGCUGGAGGUAGCAAGCGCAAGAGCGUGCUAGGGUCUGGAUUUUCCAUAUUUUUAAGUUGUCACAUGAGUUAUGCAUAAAAACAAGAUCAUGUGUCAUCCUUGUUUUACUUUUCUCGUGUAUAUCUUGUGAUUGAAUGUUGGCUUUUUUUACACCAUGUACGCCUGGCUGGCCCAUUAAAGCAAUGCUAUCACUA
Messenger RNA from Hippocampus zosterae (dwarf seahorse), 4353 nucleotides. RefSeq names its product protein tyrosine phosphatase non-receptor type 9b (gene ptpn9b). Bases 95 to 2428 code for a protein of 777 amino acids. The record is from RefSeq and is a predicted model, not a curated record. The transcript has 13 exons. Gene Ontology annotation, biological process: protein dephosphorylation. Gene Ontology annotation, molecular function: protein tyrosine phosphatase activity. Lineage: Eukaryota; Metazoa; Chordata; Actinopteri; Syngnathiformes; Syngnathidae.